AUGGGCGAGGUUGCGGCAAACCAUGAUGAGGAGUUCUUUAAUGAACCAGAGGUUUAUCGUCCACAUCCGUACACCGAUGCUCCGGAAGUUGUUUGGGACAAUUAUGAGGAAAAAAUUCCACCUUGUUCCUUAGAAGAGACACUCGAUGUGAGAGAAAAUGUUCAACAAGCUCUAAUUACAGAAACUGGAAAUUCUAAUAUUUAUUUGGAACAAAUAGAUUUAGCUUCUUACAAAUCUAUUCGUGAAUUUUUACAAACUUUUGAAUCUAAAUAUCCAAAAUUAGAUGUACUGAUUAAUAAUGCUGCUUACACACCUUCGGUUAACAAAACAGUAACUGUUGAUAAUUUAGAGUCAAAUUUUGCUAUUAAUAUAUUUUCUUAUUAUUUAUUAAUGCAAGGUUUACAUUCAAGUUUAAAAAAAGCGUCACCACAAGCAAGAAUAGUCAAUGUGGCUAGUAAUUUUGCUGGACAUUUAGGUAAGUGCGAACAGAGAGAUAUUUUACGACAACAAAAGUAA
This is a messenger RNA of Didymodactylos carnosus, 516 nucleotides long. NCBI's taxonomy places the organism in Eukaryota, Metazoa, Rotifera, Eurotatoria, Philodinida, Philodinidae. The record is from the annotation of a GenBank genome assembly.